This is a messenger RNA of Ectocarpus siliculosus, 602 nucleotides long. Lineage: Eukaryota; Phaeophyceae; Ectocarpales; Ectocarpaceae. The record is from the annotation of a GenBank genome assembly.
AAGCACCGUGGUCUUUUUUGUUGGUGGGGAGGGCAGGGAGGACGAGCAACACAUACAGCAGCAUACACGGGGAACCCGUGUUAACACAGCCUCGGCUGGGCGUCACCACUGCUACUAUGCGUCCCAAAGGAAGCAACCCAGGUGAAGAAGAUUCAUACUUCGAAUGCAACAUUUGCCUGGAUGGAGUGAGGGAGCCCGUGGUGACGCGAUGUGGCCAUCUGUUUUGCUGGCCGUGCUUGUAUCGGUGGCUCAACACCAACCAAACGGAAUGUCCGGUGUGCAAGGCCGGGGUCACAGCUAGCAACGUUAUUCCUCUUUACGGCAGAGGGGCGGAAAGCGUAGAUCCGAGGACAAAACCCACCGAACGUGAUGGUGUUCCUAGUCGGCCGGAAGCAGAACGUCCUCAGGCAGCAAGACUGAGGCACGCCAACGCCUUUACAGGUGGUUUUGAUGUUGGAGGGGGAGGUGGAGCUGGCCCAACAGGCGAAGAUGGUGUUGGGAAUGGUGCCGUAGCCGGCGGGCAUGUGCACUUCCAGGCUGGUCUUGGAUUCUUCCCUUCAUUGUUCGGACUUCAGUUUGUAAGUGGCACGAAUCGUUUGUGA